AUGAAGAGUGACUUGUGUAUGAAUGAACCUCCUGACCUUAAAGAUGGACACCCCUCCAUAGAGGAGAGACAACACCAGGGGAGGUCGAAGGUUCCCAGUGGUCCGUCUGUACAGCAGCAACACACAGAGUGGAAGUUCAGAGUAAAGUUCUCAUCAGUGUUUGUUCUGUUCCAGCGGAUCAAGGAGAACGCACACGCUUUUCUAGACAAGGAGGUGGAGAAGCUCGGGAGCGUUCUCUUCCUAGAUGACCCACAAUGCUCUGAGAGCCAGAGGGAGGAGAAGGAGGUAGAUGGUGAGGAGGAGGAGCAGAGGAGGCACGCCAUAGAGGGAGUGCUUGACAUCACACUGCUCUGCAUGAAGCAGUUGAAGCAGGAGGAGCUGGCCGACACACUGAGGAGCAAAAGUGUUGCUGCUGAGUGCCAACGUAAAAUCAAGUCUCAUCUGAAGAAGAAGACCCAGUGUGUGUUUGAGGGAAUUGCUAAUGCAGGAGAGUCAAGACCUCUGAAUGAGAUCUACACAGAGCUCUACAUCACAGAGAGGGGCAUUGGAGAGGUCAACAAGGAACAUGAGGUCAGACUGAUUGAAACAGCUUCCAGGAAACCAGCCAGGCAGGAAACACCAAUCAGAUGUGAAGACAUCUUUAAACCCUUAUCUGAAAAAGAUAAACCAAUCAGAACAAUAAUGACAACUGGAGUGGCCGGCAUUGGUAAAACCAUCUUAACACACAAGUUCACUCUGGACUGGGCUGAAGGCAAAACCAACCAGGAGAUACACUUCACAUUUCCCAUCACAUUCAGAGAACUGAAUUUAGUGAGAGAUAAAAAGUUGAGCUUAGUGGAACUUCUUCAUCACUUCUUCAUUGAAACCCAAAUAGCAAGAAUCUCCAGAUACGGCCGGUUCCAAGUUGUCUUCAUCUUGGAUGGUCUGGAUGAGUGUCGACUUCCUCUGGACUUCCAGAACAACCCGAUCUGGACUGAUGUCACAGAGUCCACCUCGGUGGAUGUGCUGCUGACAAACCUCAUCAUGGGCAACCUGCUUCCCUCCGCUCGCAUCUGGAUAACCACACGCCCUGCGGCCGCCAAUCAGAUCCCUGCUGAGUGUGUUGACAUGGUGACAGAGGUGAGAGGGUUCACCGACCCACAAAAGGAGGAGUACUUCAGGAAGAGAUUCAGAGACCAGGAGCUGGCCAGCAAAAUCAUCUCCCACAUCAAGACAUCAAGAAGCCUCCACAUUAUGUGUCACAUCCCAGUCUUCUGUUGGAUCACUGCUACAGUUCUGGAGGGCUUCUUCAAAACAUCACAGGGUGAAGAAGAGAUGGCCAAGACCAUGACUCAGUUGUACAGCCACUUCCUGAGGAUUCAGUCCAUACAGGGAGACAUGAAGUAUCAUGGGAGAGCUGAAACAGAUCUACAAUGGAGUUCAGAAAGCAGGGAGAUCAUUGUUUGUCUGGGAAAACUGGCUUUUAACCAGCUGGAGAAAGGCAACCUGAUCUUCUACGAGGCAGACCUGGUAGAGUGUGACAUUGAUAUCAGAGCAGCCUCAGUGUACUCAGGAGUAUUCACCCAGAUCUUUAAAGAGGAUUGUGGGCUGUACCAGGACAAGGUGUUCUGCUUUGUCCAUCUAAGCAUCCAGGAGUUUCUGGCUGCCCUUUAUGUCCUUCUGUCCUUCAUCGACACUGGGGUCAAUCUGCUCUCAAAAGAACAACCAACCUCCAGGGAAGAUGAAUUUAUAAUCUACCAGAGUGCUGUGGGCAUGGCCUUACAGAGUGAGAACGGACACCUGGACUUAUUCCUCCGGUUCCUACUGGGCCUCUCUCUGGAGACCAAUCAGAAUCUUCUACGAGGCCUGCUGGGACAGACAGUAAGUAGCUCGCAGACGAAUCAGAGAACAGUGUCUUACAUCAAGGAGAGGAUAAGUGGAGAUCUCUCUCCAGAGCGAAGCAUCAAUCUGUUCUACUGUUUGAAUGAGCUGAACGACCAUUCUCUAGUGGAGGAGAUCCAACAGUACCUGACAUCAGGAAGUCUCUCUGGAGAAUCCCUCUCCCCUGCUCAGUGGUCAGCUCUGGUCUUCAUCUUACUGACAUCAGAAGAGGAGCUGGAGGUGUUUGACCUGACGAAAUACUCUGCUUCAGAGGAGGGUCUUCUGAGGCUGCUGCCACUGGCCAAAGCCUCCAAAACAUAUCUGCUGAGUGGCUGUCAUCUGUCAGAGAGAUGUUGUGAAGCUCUGGCCUCAGUUCUCAGCUCAAACUCCUCUAGUUUGAGAGUGCUGGACCUGAGUACCAAUGAUCUGCAUGAUUCAGGAGUGGAGCUGCUCUCUGCCGGACUGAAGAGUCCACACUGUACACUAGAAACACUCAGGCUAAAUGGCUGUCAUCUGUCAGAGAGAUGCUGUGAAGCUCUGGCCUCAGUUCUCAGCUCCAACUUCUCUAGUCUGAGAGAGCUGGACCUGAGUACCAAUGAUCUGCAGGAUUCAGGAGUAAAGCUGCUCUCUGCUGGACUGGGGAGUCCAUACUGUACACUGGAAACUCUGAGGUUGUCUGGCUGCCAGGUCACACAGGAAGGCUGUUUUUCUCUGGCCACAGCUCUGAGCUCCAACCCCGCUCAUCUGAGAGAGCUGGACCUGAGCUACAAUCACCCAGGAGACUCAGGUGGUGCACUGCUCUCUGCUCUGCUAGAUAAUCCACGCUGGAGACUGGACACUCUCAGUCUCGAGCACGGUGGAGUGUGGAGGAUGAAACCAGCUCUUAAGAAGUAUGCCUGUGAACUCACACUGGACCCAAACACAGUCCACAGACGACUCUCUCUGUCUGAGGACAACAGAAAUGUGACGGUGGUUAAAGAGAAUCAGUUGUAUCCUCAACAACAAGAGAGAUUUGACCUCUGGCUCCAGGUGUUGUGUAGAGAGGGUCUGACUGGUCGCUGUUACUGGGAGGUAGAGAGGGAAGGAGGUGUUAAUGUAGGAGUGACAUACAGAGAAAUCCAAAGGAGAGGAAAUGGUGUUGACAGCAGGCUUGGAGGGAACAACAAGUCCUGGGGUCUUCGUUGUUAUGAUUGUCAUUACUGUGCCUUGCACAACAAUAUAAAAACAGGCAUACGUCUCCCCUCCCCUGGCUCUGACAGAGUAGGAGUGUAUCUGGAUCGGCCUGCUGGCACUCUGUCCUUCUACAGAGUGUCCCCAGGUGAAGGAGGGUCCUCAGACACACUGACACACAUCCACACCUUCCAGUCCACCUUCACCGAGGAGGACCUCCUCCCUGGGUUUGGGGUAUGGGAUGAAGAUUGCUCAGUGUCUCUGAGUCAGAUGUAUUGAGAGAGAGACACACACACACACACACACACACACACACACACACACACACACACACACACACACAC
Molecule: messenger RNA, 3374 nt
Organism: Gadus morhua (Atlantic cod)
Lineage: Eukaryota; Metazoa; Chordata; Actinopteri; Gadiformes; Gadidae
Product: NACHT, LRR and PYD domains-containing protein 3-like
Exons: 9
Coding region: 1-3309 (1102 amino acids)
Molecular function (GO): protein binding
Source: RefSeq, a predicted model, not a curated record